UUAAAUCACUUGAAAUAAAUAAUGGGUGUAGAAAUGGAAACUAACGAGACGGGCGUGGAGCUCACGGAGGCGGAGAACGAGCUGUAUGACAGACAAAUCCGUCUCUGGGGACUGGAAUCCCAAAAGCGCCUGCGCACGGCCAGAAUCCUGAUCGCCGGGCUGAAUGGCCUGGGUGCCGAGAUAACCAAGAACAUUAUCCUGUCCGGAGUUAACUCCGUUAAGCUAUUAGACGAUAAACCAGUCACCGAGGCGGACUUUUGCUCGCAGUUCCUGGCCGCACGUGAGUCCCUGAACAGCAACCGCGCCGAGGCUUCCUUGGUGCGGGCGCGUGCUCUCAAUCCCAUGGUGGACAUCUCAGCCGACAAGGAACCCCUGAAGGAGAAGACCUCCGAGUUCUUCGGCCAGUUCGACGUCGUGGUGGUCAAUGGCGAGUCCAACGAGGAGCUGCUGCGCAUCGACACCAUUUGCCGGGAGCUGGGCGUCAAGUUUAUAGCCACCGAUGUCUGGGGCACGUUUGGAUUCUACUUUGCCAGCCUCCAGAAACACAGCUAUGUCGAGGAUGUGAUCAAACACAAGCUCGUUUCCAAUCCGGACAAGAAAAAGAAGUAUGAAACCGUGUCCAUUCCCACACAGCGCGAACUGGAUUAUCCCGGCUACUCAGCCUGGCUUGAUUUCGAUGUUUCGGCGCCAAGUUAUUCGCGCACACUGAAACGCAACGGACCGGGCGUUUUGCUGCUGAGUGUUCUGCAAAAGUUCCGGACCACCCAGCAGCGCGAUCCAAGCUACAAGACCAGAGAGGCGGACCUGGAGCUGCUCCGCGGCAUUCGCGACGAACUGUUGCCGAACUCGGGCUUGGGUGACGAAGCUUUGGGCCUGAUCUUUGCGCAGAUCUCUCCAGCCGUGGCCGUAGUUGGCGGCGUCGUGGCCCAAGAAGUUAUCAAGGUGGUUACCAAAAUGGAAGCGCCGCACCGUAAUCUCUUCGUAUUCGACCCCGAGACUUGUGCAGGAUACAUCGAGACCAUCGAAGCAAAGUAAACCACUCCACCAAGAUCCUCUAUUAAAUAUCUGAACUUCAACUAACA
Molecule: messenger RNA, 1082 nt
Organism: Drosophila takahashii
Lineage: Eukaryota; Metazoa; Arthropoda; Insecta; Diptera; Drosophilidae
Gene: Aos1
Product: activator of SUMO 1
Biological process (GO): protein sumoylation
Cellular component (GO): cytoplasm; SUMO activating enzyme complex
Molecular function (GO): SUMO activating enzyme activity
Source: RefSeq, a predicted model, not a curated record